Molecule: messenger RNA, 2092 nt
Organism: Dromiciops gliroides (monito del monte)
Lineage: Eukaryota; Metazoa; Chordata; Mammalia; Microbiotheria; Microbiotheriidae
Gene: SLC33A1
Product: solute carrier family 33 member 1
Exons: 6
Coding region: 293-1948 (551 amino acids)
Cellular component (GO): membrane
Molecular function (GO): acetyl-CoA transmembrane transporter activity
Source: RefSeq, a predicted model, not a curated record
CCGGAAGUCAGGUGCCGCCGGAAGUCCUCCGGUACCUUUGGAAUCUUUUCGGGGAAGAGGGCGGCCGCCGCGGCCGGCGGAGCAGUCCAGGGACCGGGUCGGCUUUCCGAUCCGGGUCCGCAGCCGCCCCCGCGUCGGCCCGGCCGCGGCGAGCUCGCCUCCGCCCCGCGCGGCACCACGGCCCCCUCGUCCAGCCCGGGGCCCGGCGCGGCAGCCCAGCCCGGGACGCCGGCCCGGGCGCCGCCUCGGCGCCUCCCGCCCUGAGCCGGCGACCCCGCGGCCCGGCCCUGCCAUGUCCCCCACCGUGUCCCACAAGGACGGCAGCCGGCAGCGGCGGCCCGGGCCCGUCAACCACCGCGUGGACAUGAAGGGCGGGCCGCCGCCCCCGCCGCCGCCGGCGGGCGACUGGGAGGAGGAGGAGGAGGCGGCGCCGGCGGGCGGCGCGGGCGGCGCGGGGGACCGCGAGGCCCUGCUGCGCGGCCCCCGGGGCCCGCGGGGCUGCCGCGCCGAGCUGGGCAGCCUGCUGCUGCUGCUCUUCCUCUACGUGCUGCAGGGCAUCCCGCUGGGGCUGGCCGGCAGCAUCCCGCUGAUCCUGCAGAGCAAGAACGUCAGCUACACCGACCAGGCCUUCUUCAGCUUCGUCUUCUGGCCCUUCAGCCUCAAGCUGCUCUGGGCCCCGCUCGUGGACGCCGUCUACCUGCGCGGCUUCGGCCGCCGCAAGUCGUGGCUCGUGCCCACGCAGUACGUGCUGGGCUUCUUCAUGCUCUACCUGUCCACGCAGGUGGAGCGCCUGCUGGGCGGCGCCGCCGGGACCCCCGACGUCGGGGCGCUCACGCUCGCCUUCUUCCUCUUCGAGUUCCUGGCCGCCACGCAGGACAUCGCCGUGGACGGCUGGGCGCUGACCAUGCUCUCCCGCGAGAACGUGGGCUACGCCUCCACCUGCAACUCGGUGGGCCAGACGGCCGGCUACUUCCUGGGCAACGUGCUCUUCCUGGCGCUGGAGUCGGCCGACUUCUGCAACAAGUACCUGCGCUUCCAGCCGCAGCCGCGCGGGAUCGUGACCCUCGCAGAUUUUCUAUUUUUCUGGGGGACCAUAUUUUUGAUAACAACAACAUUAGUCGCCCUUCUAAAAAAAGAAAACAAAGAAGUGAUACCAUCGAAAGAAGAAACAAAAGGGAUCACAGACACUUACAAGCUGCUCUUUACAAUUAUAAAGAUGCCAGCAGUUAUGACUUUCUGCCUCAUGAUUUUAACUGCAAAGAUUGGCUUUUCCGCAGCAGAUGCGGUAACGGGGCUGAAGCUGGUAGAAGAGGGUGUGCCCAAAGAGCAUAUGGCCUUGCUGGCUGUUCCCAUGGUUCCUCUCCAGAUCUUGCUGCCUCUGAUUAUCAGCAAGUACACCGCAGGCCCACAGCCACUAAAUGUGUUUUAUAAAGCCAUGCCCUACCGAUUGUUACUUGGCUUGGAAUAUGCUUUGAUGGUUUGGUGGACUCCCAAAGUAGCGUAUCAAGGAGGGUUUCCGAUCUAUUACUAUGUUAUAGUGCUGCUGAGUUACGCCUUACAUCAGAUCACAUUGUACAGCAUGUAUGUUUCUAUAAUGGCUUUUAAUGCCAAAGUUAGUGAUCCGCUUAUUGGCGGCACAUACAUGACCCUUUUGAAUACUGUGUCCAAUCUGGGAGGGAACUGGCCCUCAACAGUGGCUCUUUGGCUGGUGGAUCCUCUCACAGUGAAGGAGUGUGCAGGAGUGCCGAACCAGAGUUGUUGGACUCGGGAAGCCGUCGAACUUUGCAAAAAACUUGGUGGCUCUUGUGUUACUGCAUUGGAUGGUUAUUAUGUGGAAUCUAUUAUCUGUGUUGUUAUUGGAUUCGGUUGGUGGCUCUUUCUUGGUCCAAGAUUUAAAAAGCUCCAGGAUGAAGGACCGUCAUCUUGGAAAUGUAGAAGGAACAAUUGAUGGCGUUCACUACAGGACAUCUGGGAGGGGGAGAUCGUUUUAAUUUUAAUGCAGAUGUUAAUGAUAAUCAAUCCACAAGAGUAUAAAUACAGUUUCUGAUAAGAAAAUUCUUAAUAUAAAAAUGCCAAAUGGUUGAAAAGCUGA